GUCCGCAACGGUGGGACGGACUGCCCCUGCCCUCACAGCCCGUGAUAGCGCCAGCGGAAGCAACAAAGAGCCGCCCUCCCGGUUCUCUGCCACCUGCGAUGGCAGUGCUGACUCACUGCAGGUCUCCUUUGACGUGCGGACGGGACAGGCUUCGGUGAACGGCUACAGCCUCUUCUCGCUGGACCUCUCGGAUGGCACCCUCAUUGUGGCGCCGGAGUCAAACCUCUCCAACAUCUUUGACGAGCUCCAAGACAAGCAGCAGCGGGCACACAUCGACUUCGCAUGCACCAUCUGGGGCCACUAUGAGUGGCAAGUGGGUGAAGCUGUAGUGCCUGUCAAAGGCCAGAUCACCAUCCGUGUAGAGGACGACGUUUGUUGGAAGCCGGUGGCGUGGGGGGACACAUUGUGGUACAGGCCUGAAGAGUCAAUUUUCGACGUCCAGUCACAAGCCCAGUGCCGCACGGCGUGCCGCAGAGCUCCGAAUUGUGCUUUGUACUUCUACUACAUUGGAAAUUUGGAGUGUGCUUUCGUGGCGCCAUGCGGCUGGGGGGCAGCCGUGGGCUGCGAUCCGUAUGAUGAGGGACAGGGGUAUGUCAUAAUUGAAAAGAUUGCCAACUGCAGCCAGGGGAGCAGUUGUUUGGUCUUCUCAGGCACUGACCCAGUCUGGCUGUACGCUGGCGUCUACUGCCCGCUCUCCCUAUCGCUGAACCCAGAAACUGGCCAGAAAACGGGCUAUGUCUACCACAAGACUGGCCUAACCGAAGAAGCUUCCUUUUACCUGCAGCCGGCGGAGGCAGUGGAGGGUUUACAAGGGUCUCCAUGCAGUACAGGGUCAGGCCCUCAGAGUCUUCAAGUCGUCAGUGGCACUGAAGUCUACGCCAACUUGAGUCAGUCAAACUCAAUACGCUCGAGGUGGGAUGUGUAUUUCAGUUAUAUUUAUUGCCAUCGUUUGGCAGGAAGGGAAAGGCUUCGGGCAGCAGCUUCAUAG
Molecule: messenger RNA, 988 nt
Organism: Symbiodinium pilosum
Lineage: Eukaryota; Dinophyceae; Suessiales; Symbiodiniaceae
Source: the annotation of a GenBank genome assembly